Messenger RNA from Teleopsis dalmanni, 1354 nucleotides. RefSeq names its product protein THEM6. The record is from RefSeq and is a predicted model, not a curated record. The transcript is spliced from 3 exons. Bases 467 to 1183 code for a protein of 238 amino acids. NCBI's taxonomy places the organism in Eukaryota, Metazoa, Arthropoda, Insecta, Diptera, Diopsidae.
AAAAUUUUCAAUGUUAAAUCAAGAAUCAAAAAGUCUCAAGAAAAAAAUUAGGAAUCACCUGAUUCUGUGUGUGGAUAGAAGAGACUCCGAGCAACAACAUCAAUACCUCAACGUAAUCCUGUUUGUGCUCUGUUGAAAGACGGAUGAAAGGCAGUUAGUUGCAUGACCCAGUUUCCGGAGACCCACAAAGACGCUUUCAAUUAAUAUCAUCUUUAUUUUUGUUGACAAAGGAGAAAUUUUAAUGCAUAGUAAACAUUUCCGAUAUUGAAAAUAUCCGUACACAUUAACCAGCUGCCAGUCAGUGAGUUGUAAUGUGGAAGCCAAAAAAAUCUCAGAAAUUAAUUAGAUUUGAAUUGGAAAAGUGACGAAAUUAAUUUAUAAAAAUUCUUUUUGAUUUGCUAACUACAAUUUGAUUUAAUUACCAUAAGAAGGAGAAUAUCACAAUCACAAAAUCACAAACUUCGUAAUGGAUUAUUGGUGCUAUAUCUGUAUAUUCUUCUUGACGCCCAUUAUACUAUUGUAUAUUUUGUUCGAACUCCAUUAUUUCCUAAGAAUGUGCCUUUGUGUUUUUUUGGCGCGUUUCGUCAAACGGAAAUGUCAUAUUUUAGAGACUACUAUAGUUUCAGGAAUAUGUCUUACCAAUGAUAUAGAUACAUUACUUUAUCAUAUGAACAACGCAAGAUACCUUCGCGAAUUGGACUUUGCUCGAGUUGAUUUCUAUGAAAGAACGAAUCUAUACCGCACAAUCGUUGCGAAAGGUGGUUCGGUAUAUCAAGGUGCAGCUACAAUACGUUAUCGUAGGUUUAUAAGACCGUUUCACAGAUUUCACAUUAAAUCGAGUAUAGUAUAUUGGGAUAAUGAAUCUGUUUUUAUGGAGCAUAAGUUCCUAAGACCAUCUGAUCAAUUUGUGCAUUGUAUUGCAAUUUGUCGUCAGCGAAUUAUAGACUGUUCGGCUGAGGAUGUCAUGGCCGAACUUUUAGCACCGAAAACCGCACAGAUAGAAGCUUUAAACAAUACUGUUAGUUCCACAAUUAGCCUAGAAAAUGCAAUUGUCACCACCAAUAUUGAUGAGGCGGAGCGUGGUCAAGUGCGUGUAAAAUUAAAACCAGAUAUACCGCCAGAGAUUUCCAAAUGGAUGGAAUAUAACGAUUUAUCGAGCAAAAGACUGCGAAAAUGUUGCUGAUGCUUGUUGCUCUUGUGAUGAUAGAAGUAAAUACUAUAUUUUUGGUAAACUCCCAAAAAGGGUUUGAUAAUUGAAAAAUUUGAUAUUUAUUUUUGUGAAAUGUUAUUAUCAUGUGAAUGUAUGUGAAUAUGUAUUUUAAUCAAAGGUAGAAAAAUAUAUACAUAUAAGUGU